CGGUAGCGGCGGGAUGGAAAGCAAAGGACUUUGAAGACCUGGAAACCCCUAAUUUCGGGAGAGGGUAAUAUCGUGCUGAGGUGCGAGGAGAGGGAAGGACAAUAAAGAACUAGUCGGCAAGAGUUUCUCCGAGUCCAGAGACCCGGGCUCUUGAGGCGCGUUUUGGAAAGCGCGGCCGAACACGCCAGGCGGCUUCUGGUGGCCACCAAGGGUUUUCCUGUCACAGGAAGUUAGGCCCGGCUGCUGGGAAACAGAAGGGAAGGAGGAAUGAGAAAGCGGUGACGGCACCCCGCCCCGCAGGUGACUGUCCCACCCAGUGAGUUGAAUGUAGCGGCCCGGGAGGUGCUCGGCCGCCCUCACGGGUGAGACGAGGAGGAGCGAGAACCAGACUACAGCGAGAGAAAACAGAGGUGGGAGGCUGAACUAUCUCCACAUCUAGUUUCUCCAGGGAUUUCUGUGUUUGUUUUGUAAAACAAUGGGAAAUCCAGAAAACAUAGAAGAUGCGUAUGUUGCUGUUAUUCGUCCAAAGAAUACUGCCAGUCUCAAUUCUCGGGAAUACAGAGCUAAGUCAUAUGAAAUUUUGUUGCAUGAAGUUCCCAUUGAAGGACAGAAAAAAAAGAGAAAGAAAGUUUUGUUGGAAACUAAACUUCAAGGCAACAGUGAAAUAACACAAGGCAUAUUGGAUUAUGUAGUAGAAACCACCAAGCCAAUUUCUCCUGCAAACCAGGGUAUUAGAGGAAAGCGAGUGGUACUAAUGAAGAAAUUUCCUCUGGAUGGGGAGAAGAUGGGCAGAGAAGCAGCAUUAUUUAUUGUUCCAUCAGUUGUCAAAGAUAAUACUAAAUAUACGUAUACUCCAGGAUGCCCAAUUUUUUACUGCUUACAAGAUAUUAUGCGAGUCUGUAGUGAAUCCAGCACUCAUUUUGCUACACUUACAGCAAGGAUGUUAAUAGCCUUGGAUAAGUGGUUAGAUGAACGUCAUGCACAAUCUCACUUUAUUCCAGCUUUAUUCCGACCUUCUCCUCUUGAGCGGAUAAAAACUAAUGUCAUAAACCCUGCAUAUGCAACUGAAUCAGGUCAGACAGAAAACUCACUACAUAUGGGCUACAGUGCACUAGAAAUAAAGAGUAAAAUGUUAGCCCUAGAGAAGGCAGAUACUUGUAUUUACAACCCUUUGUUUGGAUCAGAUCUUCAAUAUACAAACCGGGUAGAUAAAGUGGUAAUAAAUCCAUACUUUGGUCUAGGAGCUCCAGACUACUCAAAAAUCCAAAUUCCCAAACAGGAAAAAUGGCAGAGAAGUAUGAGCAGUGUCACAGAAGACAAGGAACGACAGUGGGUAGAUGACUUUCCUCUCCAUCGAAGUGCCUGUGAAGGAGAUUCAGAAUUACUAAACCGUCUUCUCAAUGAAAGAUUUUCUGUCAACCAAUUAGAUAGUGACCACUGGGCGCCCAUUCAUUAUGCAUGCUGGUAUGGAAAAGUUGAGGCCACUCGCAUUUUGUUAGAAAAAGGAAAGUGCAAUCCAAAUCUUUUAAAUGGACAGCUUAGUUCUCCUCUUCAUUUUGCUGCUGGAGGAGGACAUGCUGAAAUAGUACAGAUUCUCCUAAACCAUCCAGAAGUUGACAGACACAUAACAGAUCAACAAGGAAGAUCCCCUUUAAAUAUUUGUGAAGAAAACAAACAAAAUAACUGGGAAGAAGCUGCAAAGCUAUUGAAGGAAGCCAUUAACAAACCAUAUGAAAAGGUUCGAAUAUACAGAAUGGAUGGAUCAUACCGUUCUGUUGAACUGAAGCAUGGAAAUAAUACCACAGUGCAGCAGAUAAUGGAAGGAAUGCGUCUCUCUCAAGAAACACAGCAAUACUUCACUAUUUGGAUCUGUUCAGAAAACCUCAGCCUUCAACUCAAGCCUUAUCAUAAACCCUUGCAACAUGUUCGUGACUGGCCAGAAAUACUUGCUGAAUUGACUAAUUUGGAUCCCCAAAGGGAAACACCACAGCUUUUCCUAAGAAGAGAUGUGAGACUUCCUUUGGAAGUUGAAAAAAAGAUUGAAGACCCACUAGCUAUUCUUAUUCUCUUUGAUGAAGCCAGAUAUAAUUUAUUGAAGGGCUUUUAUACAGCUCCUGAUGCUAAACUGAUAACAUUGGCAAGUCUACUGUUGCAAAUAGUUUAUGGAAAUUAUGAGAGUAAGAAACACAAGCAAGGUUUCCUAAAUGAAGAAAACCUAAAAUCCAUUGUACCUGUUACCAAACUAAAAAGUAAGGCACCUCACUGGACAAACCGAAUACUUCAUGAAUACAAGAAUCUUAGUACAAGUGAGGGUGUCAGUAAAGAAAUGCAUCACCUUCAGCGCAUGUUCUUACAGAAUUGUUGGGAAAUUCCUACAUAUGGAGCAGCUUUUUUCACAGGACAGAUAUUUACAAAGGCAAGCCCCAGCAAUCAUAAAGUCAUCCCUGUGUAUGUAGGAGUGAAUAUAAAAGGACUUCAUCUCCUCAACAUGGAAACUAAGGCUUUACUCAUCAGUCUUAAGUAUGGUUGUUUUAUGUGGCAAUUGGGGGAUGCUGAUACAUGUUUUCAGAUCCAUAGUAUGGAAAAUAAAAUGAGCUUUAUAGUACACACAAAACAGGCUGGCCUUGUGGUAAAACUAUUAAUGAAGCUAAAUGGACAGUUAAUGCCGACCGAAAGAAAUUCAUGAGAGGAAAGCAGCUGAUACUUAAGCCAACAAAUUUUGUAAUGCAGAUUUUUUUCCAUGAAAGAUUUCUUAAACUAUUACUUUUAACAAGGCAUUUAGUCUCUUGUAAUAUAUAUGUAUACUAUUACAUUGUACAGAAUCUGUACUUCUGUUUGGUGUGUAAUAUACCAGUUAGUUUUAUAUAAUAUCCUCAUAAGCUAUUCUAAUUUUUGAGAGAAACAUGCAAAAAAGUGUAGAUUGAUCACUUGUAUAUUAAUGGACAAAACAGUAUGCUUUAUAAAAAGUUAUUUUUCGUAAAUGGUAAAGAAUUUGGAGUGCAAUGUAAUGAAAUUAAAAUAUAGCUUUGGUAUAACUUUGUGUGUCAUUUCAAAAUAUACUGAAAGUUAACAAAGUUGAAUAAAGAAAAUAUAUUUCCUAUUUAAACCACAUAACACUGCUAUUUCAAACAUUUUUCUGUAAUCCAAGAAAAUUUCUCAACAUGUUUUUAAAAGUCUUAGUUAAAAUGUGUAACUAGUAUAAAUUAGUAUUUCCCAGAGUAUAGUUCUUGAAACCCCCUGCCUCAUAAUUAACCUGGAUCCCUCUUUAAACAAAGAUUUCUGGGACUAAGUAUAUACAAGUUCAUUCACUGUCUAAAAGUAGCCAGUCCUAGGAAUCUUAAAUUUGGCUUGCUUUCUAUUGAAAUAAUUCCAGACCCAGUCAUGAAUUUGUAUGAAAAUAAAUGACACAAAAGUGCCUGGCAUACAAGCAUACACAUAUAUAGACACAGAUUAAGUGACAAUCUCUGGAUAUAAGUGGUUGCAUUUAUUACAUAAAUGUUGUAUUUUUAUGAUUUGGCUUAAUGAAUUAUAUUGCCUUUACAUUGUAGGAAGUAGAUCACCGAGUAUCUGUUUCAUUUAGGGGAGUACUGAUACCAUAGAUGAGGAGCUAACUGACUCGUAAUCUGAGUCGUCUGACUCAUCUUGACUAAUCUGCUAUUUAAUAAGUUUAGAAACUAGUUUUUCCAAGCUAGCAGAUUGAUGUAUUCUAAGUACAGAGAUACAGUAGUCAUAUUUGAAGUUGUCCUAAAGAUAGCAGAUAAUUUUUAUACAUCGUAAUUUACACUUCACAUUAAUUUCUGCUUAUUUCAAAUGGUGCUCUUUCUGAGCCUUAUUAAAAUUAUAUGGUUAAGUAAAUUGAAUGAGAAAGCCUGCUUUAUCUCUAAUUCUGUGCUAAGCACUUUUGAUUCUACAUAGACAAUGCCCUGUUCGGUUUCAUUCAUUCCAAUGGCCUCAACUGAAAUACCCUGAUGACUCCCAAACCUAAAAUUUCAGCCUCAGAUUCUCUUCUGAAUUCUAGAUCUUAAUUUCCAAUUUCCUGCUAUUCUAGCUCUACCUAAAUGGCGUACAAAAGGAACUUCUAUUUCAUCAUAGCUGGAAACAGAAUCUGUUUCCUCUGCUUGCUCAAUUCUGUCCUUCCACUUGAAUUCUCUGUUUGGUUAGUGGCAUCAUCAAAUUGCAUCCAGUUGCUUAGCCUGGAAAUCCUGGAGUGGUUUUCAGCCUCUCUCUCCUUUCUUAUCCUAGACAUUCCAUUUAUUGGGUCUUAUCAAAUGUCUUGUGAGUGCUUUCCCAUUCCCUUCCUCCCUGGUUGCACUGUAUCUACCCUAGUUCAAGUCCUUACCACCUGUUCCUAAGUUUGUUUAACUUCCUCCCUGGCUUUCCCUGGCUGAGGUUCUACACCCUGCCUGCGUAUCAGCCACACUGGUGCCAAGUUCACCUUUCUUACAGAUCUGAUAAUUUCAUUACCUUCUGAAAACCUUUCAUGGUUCCUUAGUAUAUGUAGAAUUAAAUUCCAUUUCCUUAGUAUUGAAUACAGGGCCCCUAAUUACAUGGUCUCUAACCUUCCUAUCCAGAUUAAUGUGUAACCACCUUUCCCACACUCAUCCUGUGCUCCAACCCAGUGUUUCCUAACCCUGGUUCUGAAGUCAUGGGGGGAGUUUCACUAAAUAAUGACUCAAUAAAUGUAGGGUGGGGCUCAAGGAUUUGUUUGUGUGGGGUUUUUUUUAAAGAUUUUAUUUAUUUAUUUAUUUGAGAGAUAAAGCGAGAGAGCACAAACAAGGGGAGCAGCAGAGGUAGGGGGAGAAGCGGGGCUGGAUCCCAGGACCCUGGGAUCAUGACCUGAGCCGAAGGCAGACGCUUAGCUAACUGAGCCAUUUAGGCGCCCCAGGAUUUCUGUUUUUAAAGUGUCCCAUGUAAUUUUGAUGUACAGCUAGGAUUUAGAAUUGCUCUUAUAACCAACUUGAAGAAUUAGCUAAAUGCUUUCCCUUUCUCAGAGGGAGGUGAGGAUGCAAUGAUACUACAUCAAACAACUCCCUGCUCCGUAGAAUACAGUGUACCCUCCUGGACUUACACAGUAUGGCAACCCAGUAGAGAAGGGAAGACUAUUAGAGUAGCUUGGUAUUAAAGGCUUAAAAAUACAUAGCAUUAGAAAGUCAAUUUUCAAAUAUAGUAUUGAGGGAAAAAAAUGAUCAUUUUCUGUCAGAGCAUAACCAGAAAUAAACAAUAAUAGAAAUACAAACAAGCAGGUUUUAAUGAAUGCCUAGUAUUGGUCAGACAUUGUAUGUCCAUACCAUUUUCCUUUUCAUCAUUCUUUCAAUAAAUCUUGAGUGCCAUUUAUGUGCUAGGGAUCCAGUGGUAAGAGAAACAAAGCUCCUGCCUUUAGGGAACAAAGUUUAAUGAGGGAUACAAUAAAUACUCAUGGAAAUACAUAUUUAUAAAGUCCAAUAAGUGAUGAAAGAAAAAUAAGUGUAUUAUGUAAGCAUAAAGUCGGAAACUUGAUCUAGCCUUAGAGAUCAGGAGAGGCAUCCCUGAGCAAGUGAUGCUUGAGCUGGCAUCUGAGGGGUGAGAAAGAAGGGUAUAAAGACAUUUAAGGGAGAAGGGAAAUGGAGUGAGAUGUUUUGAGCCCAAGAAUGGUCCUGAAGAAUUGAUAAAAUUUUCUCAUUUUUAGCUAAAAAGUAAAUUCAAACAAUUAUCCAAAUCACAACAAAUGAGUUUCCAUUUUAGAAAUAAAACCAGAUCAGUGA
This is a messenger RNA of Mirounga angustirostris (Northern elephant seal), 5741 nucleotides long. RefSeq names its product KRIT1 ankyrin repeat containing (gene KRIT1). Bases 476 to 2686 code for a protein of 736 amino acids. Gene Ontology annotation, cellular component: cytoskeleton; plasma membrane. The transcript has 17 exons. Gene Ontology annotation, biological process: cell redox homeostasis; regulation of establishment of cell polarity; negative regulation of angiogenesis. The record is from RefSeq and is a predicted model, not a curated record. NCBI's taxonomy places the organism in Eukaryota, Metazoa, Chordata, Mammalia, Carnivora, Phocidae. Gene Ontology annotation, molecular function: protein binding.